AUGUUUCGCCAACUAAGUCGUAUUUGGGUGACAUUUGUACAAAACGCACGGACUCCCGCGACAAAUUUUCAUUAUCUCACCUCACUUGUCACCCGUCGAGUCAUAACCCGGUUGAGACAUUUCCAUAAUACCUUUGGUGCCUCCUCCAGUCCGACAUUGAGCUGCGAAACUGUGGCAGUAUCCGGAGACAACGCCAAUAUGGCAGACAACGUGGAAAGCCAGCGUGACCAGCGCGGUGAUGAGAAGCAUGCAAUCGAAACUCCUGUUGCCGAUGAACAGCAUGCCCCGGCUGCUGGUCGGAGCAGUAAAGGCCUCGUGCGAAGAGUCUUGAUGGCGGGGCGGGUCGAAGAGGGUGGAAUUGAGCCCAUUCCACGAGAAGUACGGACAAACACCAAGUACUUCAACGCUUUUACGAUUUGGUGCUCCAUCAACACAAACAUUUUGGCGAUCACUUUCGGCAUGCUGGGCCCAGUCUCUUUCGGCCUUGGUCUCCGAGAUUCGGCGCUUGUCAUCCUCUUUUUCAGCCUGUUAUCAACGCUGGCCCCGGCCUUCUUGUCAACAUUGGGGCCCAAGACUGGCAUGCGACAGAUGAUCCAGGCUCGAUACAGUUUCGGAUACUAUUUUGUAUAUAUCCCCGUCGUCCUCAAUCUAGCAACCCUCACCGGCUUUUGUGUCAUUAUUUGCGUCAUUGGCGGCCAAUGCCUGGCAGCAGUGUCCGAUGGCGAUCUUUCCACUGCCGUCGGCAUCGUCCUGAUUGGCGUGGCGGCUCUGCUGAUUUCCUUUUGCGGAUUCAACGUGCUGCACUUCUACGAGGGCUACGCUUGGAUGCCAGCUCUCGUAGCCAUCAUCAUUGCCGUUGGAUGCGGCGGACAGCAGCUCCAAAAGCAAGCUUCAUAUGAACCGGCAACAGCGGCUGGGGUCCUCAGCUUCGGUGGUGUCAUUGCAUCCUACAUGAUCCCGUGGGCCUGCAUUGCAUCUGAUCUGACUACCUACUUCGAUCCUACCGGCCGCUUGGUCUCACACCGCAUCUUUGCCUACAGCUUCUUGGGGUUGGCUGUGCCGACGAUCUUGCUCAUGACCCUGGGUGCAGCCAUCGGUGGCGCUAUGAGCAAUAUCCCCGAAUGGCAAAUUGGCUUCGACAGCACCUUGGUUGGCGGCGUCCUGGGAGCCAUGCUUUCCUCGGCUGGCGGAUUCGGCAAAUUCAUCCUGGUCGUUCUCGCCUUCACCCUGCUGGCAAACAUUUCAGGCACGAUGUACGCAAUCACGCUGAACUUCCAGACCUUGAUCCCGUCAUUCCGCCUGCCACGCUACGUCUUUUCUGUUAUAGUCACCGCCAUCAUCAUUCCUAUCGCCGUCAAAGCAGCACACGAUUUCUUCCUCAGUCUGGAGAACUUCAUUGCGCUCAUCGGCUACUGGUCUGCCUCUUUCGUAGGGAUCGUGGUUGUCGAGCACUUUGUGUUCCGACGCGGGAACUCGAAGCUCUACGAUGUUGCCGUGUGGGAUGUACCCUCUAAACUGCCCUUGGGUGUUGCUGCUAUCGGCGCAGCUGUGCUGAGCUUUGGCCUUGUUGUGCCGUGUAUUGCACAGGUCUGGUUUACGGGCCCCAUCGCCGUCUCGACGGGUGACAUUGGCUUUGAGGUUGCGUUCUUCUUAAGCGCUGUCUUGUAUGUGCCUCUGCGUUAUGCUGAGAAGCACUACUCGGGACGGUAG
Molecule: messenger RNA, 1710 nt
Organism: Colletotrichum orchidophilum
Lineage: Eukaryota; Fungi; Ascomycota; Sordariomycetes; Glomerellales; Glomerellaceae
Product: NCS1 nucleoside transporter
Exons: 4
Coding region: 1-1710 (569 amino acids)
Biological process (GO): transmembrane transport
Cellular component (GO): plasma membrane
Molecular function (GO): transmembrane transporter activity
Source: RefSeq, a predicted model, not a curated record